AUGGCCCCAAGGAAGAGAGGUGGACGGGGGAUUUCAUUCAUCUUUUGCUGUUUCCGAAAUAAUGAUCACCCGGAAAUCACCUAUCGGCUGCGAAACGAUAGCAACUUUGCGCUUCAGACCAUGGAGCCAGCCUUACCCAUGCCCCCUGUGGAGGAGCUGGAUGUCAUGUUCACUGAACUUGUGGAUGAACUUGACCUGACAGACAAACACAGGGAAGCCAUGUUUGCACUUCCAGCUGAGAAGAAAUGGCAAAUAUACUGUAGCAAGAAAAAGGACCAGGAAGAAAACAAGGGAGCAACAAGUUGGCCUGAAUUCUACAUUGAUCAGCUCAAUUCCAUGGCUGCUAGAAAAUCUCUCCUGGCUUUAGAGAAGGAAGAGGAAGAAGAGAGAAGUAAAACUAUAGAGAGUUUGAAAACAGCACUGAGGACAAAACCAAUGAGGUUUGUAACCAGAUUCAUUGACUUGGAUGGCCUGUCAUGUAUUCUCAACUUUCUAAAGACCAUGGACUACGAGACCUCAGAGUCUCGAAUACAUACCUCUCUCAUUGGUUGUAUAAAGGCGCUAAUGAACAACUCUCAAGGCCGGGCUCAUGUCCUGGCUCACUCUGAGAGUAUAAACGUGAUUGCUCAGAGUCUGAGCACAGAGAACAUUAAAACAAAGGUGGCCGUGCUGGAAAUCUUGGGCGCCGUGUGCCUGGUUCCCGGGGGUCACAAGAAGGUUCUGCAGGCCAUGCUGCACUACCAGAAGUAUGCCAGUGAAAGAACCCGCUUUCAGACAUUAAUCAAUGACUUGGAUAAAAGCACAGGGCGGUAUCGAGAUGAAGUGAGUCUCAAGACUGCCAUCAUGUCCUUCAUCAACGCAGUGCUGAGCCAAGGCGCUGGGGUGGAAAGUUUGGACUUUAGACUUCAUCUUCGCUAUGAAUUUCUGAUGUUAGGAAUUCAACCUGUAAUAGAUAAAUUAAGGGAACAUGAAAAUUCAACAUUAGAUAGGCAUUUAGAUUUUUUCGAAAUGCUCAGAAAUGAAGAUGAACUAGAAUUUGCCAAAAGAUUUGAACUGGUUCACAUAGACACAAAAAGUGCGACUCAGAUGUUUGAGCUGACCAGGAAGAGGCUGACCCAUAGUGAAGCUUACCCUCACUUCAUGUCCAUCCUGCACCACUGCCUCCAAAUGCCUUACAAGAGAAGCGGCAACACCGUUCAGUACUGGCUGCUACUAGAUAGGAUUAUACAGCAGAUAGUUAUUCAGAAUGACAAAGGACAGGACCCUGACACCACGCCUUUGGAAAACUUUAACAUUAAGAAUGUCGUACGAAUGUUGGUCAAUGAAAAUGAAGUUAAGCAGUGGAAAGAACAAGCAGAAAAAAUGAGAAAAGAGCACAAUGAGUUGCAACAGAAAUUGGAAAAGAAAGAGCGCGAAUGUGAUGCCAAGACCCAAGAGAAGGAGGAGAUGAUGCAGACCUUAAAUAAAAUGAAAGAGAAGCUCGAAAAGGAGACUAGCGAGCAUAAGCAAGUCAAGCAGCAGGUGGCGGAUCUCACAGCACAGCUCCACGAGCUGAACAGGAGAGCUGUCUGUGCUUCGAUCCCAGGUGGACCCUCCCCUGGAGCCCCAGGGGGGCCCUUUCCUUCCUCUGUCCCAGGGUCCCUCCUCCCCCCACCACCACCUCCACCCCUGCCAGGUGGAAUGCUUCCUCCUCCACCCCCUCCCCUUCCUCCAGGCGGCCCUCCUCCUCCCCCAGGGCCUCCUCCCUUAGGGGGGAUCAUGCCACCUCCUGGUGCUCCACUGGGUCUGGCACUCAAGAAGAAAAACAUUCCUCAGCCCACAAAUGCCCUGAAAUCCUUCAACUGGUCUAAGCUGCCUGAGAAUAAACUGGAAGGAACAGUAUGGACCGAAAUUGAUGAUACAAAAGUCUUCAAAAUUCUAGACCUCGAAGACCUGGAGAGAACAUUCUCUGCCUACCAAAGACAGCAGGAUUUCUUUGUGAACAGUAACUCCAAGCAGAAAGAAGCAGAUGCCAUUGAUGACACUCUGAGUUCCAAACUUAAAGUCAAAGAACUUUCGGUGAUUGAUGGUCGGAGAGCUCAGAAUUGCAACAUCCUUCUAUCGAGGUUGAAAUUGUCCAAUGAUGAAAUCAAACGGGCAAUUCUAACAAUGGACGAGCAGGAAGAUCUGCCCAAGGACAUGUUGGAACAGCUCUUGAAAUUUGUUCCCGAAAAAAGUGACAUUGACCUGUUGGAGGAACAUAAACAUGAACUGGAUCGCAUGGCCAAGGCUGACAGGUUCCUUUUUGAGAUGAGCCGCAUCAAUCAUUACCAGCAAAGACUGCAAUCGCUGUACUUCAAAAAGAAGUUUGCAGAGCGUGUGGCAGAAGUGAAACCUAAAGUAGAAGCAAUUCGUUCUGGCUCAGAAGAGGUGUUUAGGAGCAACGCCCUGAAGCAGUUGCUAGAAGUGGUUUUGGCAUUUGGAAAUUACAUGAAUAAAGGCCAAAGAGGCAAUGCGUAUGGAUUCAAGAUAUCCAGCCUAAACAAGAUUGCUGACACAAAAUCUAGUAUUGACAAGAAUAUUACACUUCUGCACUAUCUCAUAACCAUUGUGGAAAAUAAAUACCCCAAGGUCCUCAAUCUAAAUGAAGAACUGCGGGACAUUCCUCAGGCAGCGAAAGUAAACAUGACUGAGCUGGACAAAGAAAUAAGUACCUUGAGAAGUGGCUUGAAAGCAGUAGAGAUGGAGCUGGAAUAUCAAAAGUCUCAGCCCCCACAACCCGGAGAUAAGUUUGUGUCUGUUGUCAGCCAGUUCAUCACAGUAGCCAGCUUCAGCUUCUCUGAUGUCGAAGACCUUCUAGCAGAAGCUAAAGACCUGUUUACUAAAGCAGUGAAACACUUUGGAGAAGAGGCUGGCAAAAUCCAGCCGGAUGAGUUCUUUGGCAUUUUUGAUCAGUUUCUCCAAGCUGUGUCGGAAGCCAAACAAGAGAAUGAAAACAUGAGAAAGAAAAAGGAGGAAGAGGAACGCCGUGCUCGCAUGGAGGCUCAGCUCAAAGAACAGCGUGAAAGGGAACGUAAAAUGAGGAAAGCAAAAGAGAAUAGUGAAGAAGGUGGAGAGUUCGAUGACCUGGUUUCAGCUUUACGCUCAGGAGAAGUGUUUGACAAAGACCUUUCUAAACUGAAACGGAACCGCAAGCGUAUUACCAACCAGAUGACGGACAGCAGCCGAGAGAGACCCGUCACAAAACUUAAUUUCUAA
This is a messenger RNA of Puma concolor (puma), 3237 nucleotides long. The record is from RefSeq and is a predicted model, not a curated record. NCBI's taxonomy places the organism in Eukaryota, Metazoa, Chordata, Mammalia, Carnivora, Felidae.